UUACUGAUUUACUGAUUGAAGGAAUUUUCUCUGGAUGUGUUUUGUGAGAGAGAGAGAGAGAGAGAGGAAGAGCUUGCUGUCUUUUUCUCCUCAACUUCUUUUGUAGGGUUUCAAAAACUGCAUCAAUUUGAAGACUGGUCAGAGGAACACACAAGCCGAUACACAGAGAGAGAGAGAGAGAGAGAGGUAACAGUAGAAGUCUCUCCUUUUCUUGUUAUUCUCUGUUCCUCUCUCUGGAUGUGUGGAACGUCAUAUACGAAGAUAUGACGGGACGCAGAGAGGGGUCGCUGAUGAGAAAUAACGGACAAUCUAUUCGCGGAUCGAAAAUCGCAGUCGCCAUUGCCAUCGGGAUCCUUCUGGGAUGCGUCUUUGCCUUCUUGUACCCCCAUGGGAUUUUCGGUUCCGAUCCAACAAUUCAAGGCCGUCGAGCUGGAAAAUCCAGUCUUCAGGUUGGUUUGUUCCCCUGUGAAUCUUCUGAACGGAUCAACUUGUUGAAGUCCGACCUUGUCUCAGCAUCGCAGAAGAACUCAGAGUUGAAGAAACAAGUUAGUGAAUUAACUGAAAAGCUUCGGUUAGCUGAACAAGCAAAAGAACAGGCAGAGAAGCAGGUCCAAGUGCUGGGUGGAAAGCAUAAAGCUGGGCCAUUUGGUACUGUAAAUGGUUUAAGAACCAAUCCAACUGUCAUUCCUGAUGAAUCUGUGAACCCAAGAUUGGCUAAGUUACUUGAGAAAGUAGCUGUCCAAAGAGAGCUUAUCGUUGCAUUGGCAAAUUCCAAUGUGAAAGACAUGUUGGAGGUCUGGUUCACUAGCAUCAAGAGAGUUGGUAUAACUAAUUAUUUAGUAAUUGCUCUGGAUGAUGAGAUUGCGGAUUUCUGCAAUUCAAAGGAGGUUCCCAUUUACAAAAGAGAUCCUGAUGAGGGCAUUGACUCGGUCGCGAGGAAAGGGAGCAACCAUGCUGUCUCAGGUUUGAAGUUCCGCAUCUUGAGAGAGUUCUUGCAGCUGGGUUACAGCGUUCUUCUCUCAGAUGUUGAUAUUGUAUACUUGCAGAAUCCAUUCAAUUAUCUAUAUCGGGAUUCAGAUGUGGAGUCCAUGACUGAUGGCCAUAAUAACAUGACAGCCUAUGGUUAUAAUGAUGUUUUCGAUGAGCCUGCAAUAGGUUGGGCCCGAUAUGCACAUACAAUGAGAAUAUGGGUUUACAACUCUGGCUUCUUUUAUAUAAGGCCUACAAUUCCUUCGAUUGAGCUGCUGGAUCGUGUUGCUAACCGGCUUUCUCAGGAACCAAAACCUUGGGACCAGGCAGCUUUCAAUGAGGAGCUCUUUUUCCCCUCACACCCUGGCUACGAUGGACUUCACGCAUCCAAGAGAACUAUGGAUUUCUAUCUCUUUAUGAACAGCAAAGUCCUUUUCAAGACUCUGAGGAAAGACGCAAAGCUGAGAAAGUUAAAGCCUGUCAUCAUUCAUGUGAAUUACCAUCCAGAUAAGCUUCCGAGAAUGAAAGCAGUUGUGAACUUCUAUGUCAACCGCAAACAAGAUGCGCUGAAACCCUUCCCUGAUGGUUCAAAUUGGUAGAACUUGUUUCUGGCACUCUAGACACAAAUUCAGUUGUCCCCCAUUUAUCACAUUUAGUGAUCUUCUCCUGCAAAUGCUCCAAAAAGUAAGACGGGUAAACCAUUCACUUUUUGAGAACUCUCUGAAAUAUGUGUUUGAAUUUCCAAAAGAGUUGGCUCCCCUUGUGAGAUUCUGUUUCAUUUCAGUUUGUAUGAUGUUUCUGUAGAAUUGCCUACUUCCCAUGUAGGAUAUAAAGUUGCAUAUCUGGAGACAAAUGAUAGGGCUUUAUUGGGGAGAGGUCUUCUAUUUUUUCUUUCUUAAACUUGUAUUGCGGCAUAUCACACUGUAUUAGACCCUCUGGUUCUUGUACUGAAUCUACUUGAAUUGAAAAUGACAGGUUGAAAUUUGAUCUGGA
This is a messenger RNA of Macadamia integrifolia, 1962 nucleotides long. RefSeq names its product arabinosyltransferase RRA2-like. Gene Ontology annotation, biological process: root hair cell development. The transcript is spliced from 2 exons. NCBI's taxonomy places the organism in Eukaryota, Viridiplantae, Streptophyta, Magnoliopsida, Proteales, Proteaceae. Gene Ontology annotation, molecular function: glycosyltransferase activity. The coding region runs from base 264 to 1568 and encodes 434 amino acids. The record is from RefSeq and is a predicted model, not a curated record.